This is a messenger RNA of Oenanthe melanoleuca, 953 nucleotides long. RefSeq lists its product as uncharacterized. The transcript is spliced from 3 exons. The record is from RefSeq and is a predicted model, not a curated record. NCBI's taxonomy places the organism in Eukaryota, Metazoa, Chordata, Aves, Passeriformes, Muscicapidae. The coding region runs from base 39 to 953 and encodes 304 amino acids.
CCCUGGCAGUGCCACUCGCAGUGUCACACCCCGGGGCGAUGCCAGGUGCCACCAUGUCCCUGCAGAAGUGCCACAUCCAGGGUCACGUCCUUGGGCACUGCCAGGUGCCACCACUCUGCAGAAGUGCCACAUCAAGGAUCUCUGCCAAGUGCCACCAUGUCCCUUCUCCAGCAGUGCCACACCCAGUGCUGGCUCUUGGACAUUGCCAGGUGCCACCACGUCCUCCCCUGGCAGUGCCACACCCAGGGUCACAUCCAGGGACACUGCCAGGUGCCACCACUCUGCAGAAGUGUCACAUUCAGGUUACUUCCAAGUGUCACCAUGUCCCUUCUCCAGCAGUGCCACAUCCAGGGUCACUGCCAAGUGCCACCACAUCAUCCCUCAGCAGGGCCACAUCCAGGGUCACAUCCUUGGACACUGCCAGGUGCCACCAUGUCCUUUCUCCAGAAGUGCCACAGGUGCCACCAUGUCCCUUCCCCAGCAGUGCCACACCCAGUGCUGGCUCUUGGGGCACUGCCAGGUGCCACCACAUCCUCCCCUGGCAGUGCCACAUCCAGGGUCACGUCCUUGGACACUGUCAAGUGCCACCACUCUGCAGAAGUGCCACACCCAGGGUUACUUCCAAGUGCCACCACGUCCUUCUCCAGCAGUGCCACACCCAGCGCUGGCUCUUGGACACUGCCAGGUGCCACCACUCUGCAGAAGUGCCACAUCCAGGUUACUUCCAAGUGUCACCAUGUCCCUUCUCCAGAAGUGCCACAUCCAGAGUCACAUCCUUGGGCACUGCCAGGUGCCACCAUGUCCCUUCUCCAGCAGUGCCACAUCCAGGGUCACGUCCUUGGGCACUGCCAGGUGCCACCACGUCCUCCCCCGCGGAUCUGGGGGGUCUCUGGUGCCUCGGGGGUCCCCACGCUCCCGGCAGGAUCUGCUGGAAUUGGCUCUGGCACAGGUGA